Molecule: messenger RNA, 785 nt
Organism: Drosophila yakuba
Lineage: Eukaryota; Metazoa; Arthropoda; Insecta; Diptera; Drosophilidae
Exons: 1
Coding region: 220-693 (157 amino acids)
Source: RefSeq, a predicted model, not a curated record
UAGUUUGCAGCUAAUUUACUUCAUUCACACAAAUAUAUCAGCUUAAAAUGGUCGAGAAAACUUUGCUGAAAAUCAAGUGUAGAUAAAAAUGCUCUAAUGCUCUAAGAACCGGCGGGAAACGGCGACAAAUAGGGACACUAGCGGGUCCACCUGGAGGCCACUGAAAGGAAAGGGACUUGAAGAAGGUAUUCUAGCACUACCUAAAAUAUAAACUUCACCAUGGCUCUGGUGGACGAAAGCAACUACGCCUAUGUGAAGCAGGUGGCUCUGGACUGGCGGGAGCUGGUGCGCGAGAAGCGGCAGAGCAAUCUCUUCUCGCCCGUGAUGAGCAUGCAGACGGUGGAGUCGCAACAGCGGAUGGCGGACACGAAGUCGCGGACGCAGUCGAUGAUUCCGGCGGAGAGACGCGAGUCCAGCUUCUACCGGCACCGCUUCUCGCAGCCGGCCAAGCCCGUGGAGAUUGAGUGCCAGGAGCCCUUGUCCAUGGAGCCGGACCGCAUUCGGGUCAGCGGAGACGUUCUACUCUACAUCUACCAACCGAUCUUAGUGUCAAGGGACAGGAUGGCCUCCAUUCAAGUCUUGUCGCCCAGUGACCUGAGCAUAGUGUCGGCCAAACCGGAGAAGCCUAUUGGAGAAGAGAAAGCAACGCCUAAGGUGGACCUCGAUCUAACACCCGAGUCCAAGUCGCCAUAACCUUUGAAUCCGGUGAUUCUUUUUGUACCAUCCUAAACGUUUAGCACUUGUGAGCAAUAAAGCAAAUGUGAAUUUGGCCAUUUUAACAGAAA